Messenger RNA from Lolium rigidum, 904 nucleotides. Its product is annotated as vesicle transport protein GOT1-like. The coding region runs from base 210 to 614 and encodes 134 amino acids. The transcript is spliced from 7 exons. Lineage: Eukaryota; Viridiplantae; Streptophyta; Magnoliopsida; Poales; Poaceae. Gene Ontology annotation, biological process: retrograde transport, endosome to Golgi; endoplasmic reticulum to Golgi vesicle-mediated transport. The record is from RefSeq and is a predicted model, not a curated record.
CUUACCACCAUCGAAGCCGGCGGCCGGUGGCAACCGAGCGGAGCUCUCGCCGCUUUCUCCCACCAAAGCUGCACGCCGGCGCGCGCUGCGAUCUACUCGCACCGCAACCUCCCACAUCGCGUGGGAUCCGUGUUUCAUCGGCAGGCUCAGUUGGUGCCUAGGUGGACUAGUGAACUGAAACUGUAUUGGUAUCUUCCGGCUCUGGUGCAAUGGCCUACGAGAUCAGCGAAAUCAAAAAAAUUGGCAUAGGUUUGGUGGGCUUUGGCAUCCUAUUCUCAUUCCUAGGCGUUAUCCUUUUCUUUGACAGGGGUUUGUUGGCUCUUGGUAAUAUUUUCUUCUUGACUGGAGUAGGCCUGUUACUAGGUUGGCACUCUAUGUGGCAGCUAUUUACAAAGAAGGCAAAUAUUAAGGGAUCUAUACCUUUCUUCCUUGGUCUGUUUCUCCUGUUUGUCCGAUGGCCUGUUGCUGGUAUGAUUAUGGAGCUGUAUGGAUCUUUUGUCCUCUUCAGUGGUUAUGGGGCUCCUAUCCAAGCCUUCAUAUAUCAGAUUCCAAUCAUUGGAUGGAUUCUGCAAUAUCCCUUUCAGCUGUUUGGUUUGAGGCGUAAGCGUGCUUGAUGGCUUUUGGUGUGAAUUAAUUCAUGGGAGAAAUAGCAUACUGCGUGGUGUCAGAUUGCCAAUAUGAAAAAUUGCUGUAGCAUCUACCUUCUGCUACGAUGCUCUUAAAUACUCAUGUAUAUCUGCAAACUAUGGGCUUCCUAACCUUCUAGUUGUGCUGGCGUCUUUCCUCUUCAAUCAGCAUGCACUAGGCAGUACUUUGAUCUUCAAUGUUCAUAUUUCGACAUGGCAGAGGUUUCAAAUUAUGUGAUUGGAUUCUUGGUUUUACUAAGAGACGCUGACCCUCGUUA